ACGGCCACACUUUGCAGUGUUCUUGCUAAAAACAAAACAAUCUUGAAAUUAAGAGUAAAUUUAUCAACCUAAAGCUACCAAAAUGACGCAGGACAUGCUGCUGGGCAACGAGGAGCCAAGCAAGACCAAGGAGACGUUCCUGGAGAAGUUCUGUGUCCAGGCCAAGUCAGCCACAGGCACCGCUUUGCUGGAUGUGAUUCGCCAGGCCCUCGAAGCUCCAAAUGUCUUUGUUUUCGGCGAGUUAUUGGCAGAACCAUCUGUAUCUCAGCUCAAGGACGGCCCUGAUGCCAAGCAUUUCGAGACCCUCAACCUCUUCGCCUAUGGAACCUACAAGGAAUACCGCGCUCAACCGGAAAAGUUCAUCGAACUAAGUCCCGCCAUGCAGAAAAAACUGCAGCACCUGACCAUCGUCUCACUGGCCAUCAAGGCCAAGAGUAUUCCCUACGCCCUGCUCCUCAGCGAACUGGAGAUCGACAAUGUCCGUCAUCUGGAGGACAUCAUCAUCGAGGCCAUCUACGCAGACAUCAUCCACGGUAAGCUGUUCCAAAACACACGCAUUCUGGAAGUGGACUACGCCCAGGGACGCGACAUUCCGCCCGGCUAUACUGGACAGAUUGUGGAGACCCUUCAGGCGUGGGUCAACUCGUGCGAUAGCGUCUCCAACUGCAUUGAAAUGCAGAUCAAGUAUGCCAAUGCGGAGAAAUCCAAGAGACUAGCGAACAAAGAGCGCGUGGAUCAAGAUCUCAUCAAUCUGAAGAAGGUCCUGAAGAGCCAGACUUCGGACAGUGAUGAGAGCAUGCAAAUCGAUACUCAUGGGCCUGGAACCAGCGGCGGAUUGGGUCAAUCUGAGCUGCGCAAGAAGCCUUCGAAGUUGAGGAAUCCUCGCAGUGCGGCAGUUGGCCUGAAGUUCAGCAAGUGAGAUGAGGCCGGUCGAGCGGAUGAGGAGUCAGGAGCUAUGCGUCGCUCAAGGUCACAGGCAACACCGCGUGGAACUUGAGGACCAGAGACCGCUCGACUGUCGGAGGAAACCCACUCCCACCAGGCUAAUCACAUCAAAACUCAAUUGAAUUCGCCAGAACAAAUGCCGGCUGUCCUGUAAUGGAUUCCAUAAUUAGCAUCAAAUUGAUCAUCAAUAAAUAACAAAUACAAAACCUGUAAUAAUAGAAACUAUACAUCAAAAUGCA
Molecule: messenger RNA, 1184 nt
Organism: Drosophila eugracilis
Lineage: Eukaryota; Metazoa; Arthropoda; Insecta; Diptera; Drosophilidae
Gene: CSN7
Product: COP9 signalosome complex subunit 7
Exons: 5
Coding region: 83-919 (278 amino acids)
Biological process (GO): COP9 signalosome assembly
Cellular component (GO): COP9 signalosome
Source: RefSeq, a predicted model, not a curated record